This is a messenger RNA of Penicillium canariense, 1029 nucleotides long. RefSeq lists its product as uncharacterized. The transcript has a single exon. The record is from RefSeq and is a predicted model, not a curated record. Bases 1 to 1029 code for a protein of 342 amino acids. NCBI's taxonomy places the organism in Eukaryota, Fungi, Ascomycota, Eurotiomycetes, Eurotiales, Aspergillaceae.
AUGGAGCGAGCCUCUCCGUGGCAACUGUUCAACACGUCGUGGAUGCUCCACCGUCUUUCCCCCCUCUACCAUGGGAAGGACUUUGCGACCCUCCUCGACAACGACGCCGCACUGAAAGCAUAUGCGACGCGGUUGCGCGAUCAACUUACAGGCGAUGUCCUUGCGGGCCUUUAUUCCGCCGCAAGCACGGCAGAAGAUGACGCGCUUUCUAAAACAGGCGCGCUUAGGGAGUGCCGUUGGGAAUACUUCGCUGCGGGGCCCUCCCAGCGCGACGUGCGCGCCGGCGUCUCGCUCCCCGGAAUCCUGGUGACACUGGAAUACGAAAACAUCACCUACAAGGCUGCACUUCUUUCUGAAGCCGAUUCGACCUCUCAGGCGCGCAAAGGCUCAACAAGUCUGCCUCUACUUUUGACAAAAUUCCCCAACGCAUUGCGACAAACAUUUAUCACUUUUUUGUCCGCCAACUUCGACACGUACUGCUCGAACCUACGACUUCCUUCUGGCUUUUUAUGUACAGCGUUGGAGACUUUCGUCGGUGAGCUGCGCAGCUCCGGAGCCCGCUCGACCGCAGAUAAUACGGUCGAGGAAGUCAUCAAGGAGUUACAGCUCACGCUGGCAUUCUCGCCAUCUGUCGCGCCGGCGUUGCGAAACCUCAAUAUCAGCAUCUCCCGCUCCUCGCUGGUUGAUUUCCUUCGUGGCGAUACAGUGAAAUCGACUGGACGAACUCUCCAGCAGAAGCUGCAGAGUCCAUUAAUUGCGAACCUCACCUCCUAUCUAGAGGCACACCUGGCAAUGAAGCUGGAUCUAGAUGGCUCGCAGCAGAAUCAAGUAGCUAGGCAGCAUGUCCGACUGUCUAAGGUUGCAUGCGCUGGCUUUGUGUUGGGGAGCGAAGGGCGUGUGAAGCUAGUUGUGGAUGCCAGACGGGCCGUUGACCAGGAGGAAGAGCAAGAUUCCCCUUCUUUGCAGGCGAGUGAAACUCUGAUCCGGGCGGUGAUUCGCAAGGCUACUGGUGAUCAAGUGACUACAUGA